UCAUUCUAUAUACAGACAUGUUGGUGACCGCUGCGUGUUUGGUGCUCUUCAUAGACACCGCCUGGACGGAUAUGCUGUUGAACAAAUCGGGAAAACUGAGAACUCUACCUACCAAUUGUGUCGACGCAGUGCGGUCCGCGGGUUCAGCAGCUAAAAGUGGCAUCUACCAAAUACAAUUACCGCUAGGUAAUUGGACGCAUCGCCACUUCUACGUUUACUGCUUACUCGAUGGUAACGGUGGUGACCCUUGGUUAUUGAUGCAGCGCAGGCAGGACGGAGAAAUAGAUUUCUUUCGCGACUGGCAUGAUUACAAGACUGGCUUCGGAAAUAUUGCUAGAAGUUUCUGGAUGGGUUUCGACAAACUGCAUGCGAUCACACAAAUGCAACUUCAUGAGCUACAAAUCGAAUUGCAUGAUUUCAACGAUACCGUUAAGUACGCCAACUACGAAACCUUCGCUGUGGGCAACGAGAUCGAAAAAUAUACAUUGAAAAUUUUGGGAAAAUAUUCUGGAAGUGCAGGCGAUGGAAAGAUAUUCUAUAAUAGUGGCAAAAAGUUUACUACACACGAUGUGGACAAUGACGGUUAUUCUUGGAAUUGUGCGGUGAAGUACAGAGGGGGUUGGUGGUAUGACAACUGUCACCACAGUUGUCUAAAUGGCGAUUACCUUAACUACAACAAUAAAUUAGAAGGAAAAGGCAUAAUCUGGAGUACAUGGCAAGGAGUCUAUUAUUCGAUGAAAUAUGCGCACAUGGCCAUUAGACCCAAAGAUAGCGUGGAAAUGAGAAAAAAUGAGGCACAUAAAUGUAAGAAGAGGACAAAGAAAGGCUAAUUAAUAAAUCAUACCAUAUAUAAGUAACCUUGAACAGAAAUUAUAAUAAUGAAUAUAUAUACUAUUCGCUGUUCCUUUAUGACUGUCUGAAAGGGACAUCAUUUAUCAGAACUUACUCGUUUUGUAACAGAUUCGAGAACGGAGCAGCAAUAAAUGCUAAAAUCUAAUGCAUA
Molecule: messenger RNA, 1003 nt
Organism: Zeugodacus cucurbitae (melon fly)
Lineage: Eukaryota; Metazoa; Arthropoda; Insecta; Diptera; Tephritidae
Product: ficolin-1-like
Exons: 2
Coding region: 18-830 (270 amino acids)
Source: RefSeq, a predicted model, not a curated record